AUGACACCCUUAAACCACAGUGUGGUCAGCCACACAACCUUCUACUUGCUGGGAAUCCCUGGCCUAGAGGAGCAGCACAUGUGGAUUUCUAUCCCCUUCUUCAUUUCCUGUGUCAUCGCCCUGCUUGGGAACAGCCUGCUCAUCUACAUUAUCCUCACAAAGCAUAGCCUCCAUGAGCCCAUGUACCUCUUCCUCUGCAUGCUGGCUGGAGCAGACAUUGUCCUUUCGACGUGCACAGUACCUCAGGCUUUGGCCAUCUUCUGGUUCCAUGCUGGGGAGAUCUCCCUGGAUCGCUGCAUCACUCAGUUCUUCAUCAUCCACUGCACUUUCGUCUCUGAGUCAGGGAUCUUGCUGGUGAUGGCAUUUGACCGGUACCUUGCCAUAUGCUACCCACUGAGAUAUACCACCAUUCUUACACAUGCACUGAUAGGGAAAAUUGGAGUGACAAUUUUUCUGAGAAGUUAUAGUACAAUUUUCCCCAUAAUAUUUCUUCUGAAAAGGUUGACUUUCUGCCAAAAUAAUAUCAUUCCACACACUUUAUGUGAACACAUUGGCUUAGCCAAAUAUGCUUGUAAUGACAUUCGAGUGAACAUCUGGUAUGGGCUUUUUGUGAUAGUGUCAACAAUAGUCUUAGAUGUUCUGUUAAUUUUUGUUUCCUAUCUGCUGAUUCUCCAUGCCGUGUUCCACAUGCCUUCCCAAGAUGCACGCUACAAAGCUCUCAACACAUGUGGUUCCCAUGUCUCUAUCAUCAUCCUCUUUUAUGGGCCUGCAAUCUUCACAACCCUUACUCAGCGUUAUGGACACCACAUCCCACCUCAUAUCCACAUCUUAUUGGCCAAUGUCUGCAUUCUGGUUCCACCAAUGCUGAAUCCCAUCAUUUAUGGAAUCAAGACCAAGCAAAUCCGAGAGCAGGUGGCUCAUGUACUUUGUCCAAAGCAGAAAUAA
Choloepus didactylus (southern two-toed sloth) is the source of this 945-nucleotide messenger RNA. RefSeq names its product olfactory receptor 52B4-like. The record is from RefSeq and is a predicted model, not a curated record. NCBI's taxonomy places the organism in Eukaryota, Metazoa, Chordata, Mammalia, Pilosa, Megalonychidae. Gene Ontology annotation, cellular component: membrane. The transcript has a single exon. Gene Ontology annotation, molecular function: olfactory receptor activity; G protein-coupled receptor activity. Gene Ontology annotation, biological process: G protein-coupled receptor signaling pathway. The coding region runs from base 1 to 945 and encodes 314 amino acids.